AUGCUAAUAGUUCAAAAUAAAGAUUUAAGGUCCACUAUUGCUAAACAAAGAGUGAUGAUAGAUAUUUCUGAAUCAUUUCCAAGAAUACAUGAGCUUUCAAAUUUAGUUUUAAAAAAUUUGGAAAGUAUUACAGAAAAACAAAAAAUUUCAAUUUCCGCUUCCGCUUCUCCUUUAAAAGCUAGAACAAAUAUUUCUUCAAUAUCUAUGGUUUCAAAGGUAACAAGUAAAAAUGUAGUGAAGGACGUUUCCAAGGUUGAUAAUGUGGAUUUCUGUAACCAAAUGCAACCUGAAUUAGUUUCAAAUCAACCCUACAAUAUAUUAGAGGAUUUUAAUGGUAUUCAGAAAACUAUUGUUAUUGAAAAGGACACAGUUGUUGGAGUGAGCAAAGAAAUUGUUGAUAAACCAAAUCAGUCAACAAUUGAUAAAAUAGCAAACCCAAAGGUAAUGGAAAUUGUAAAAAAAGUUGCUUCUAGUGCCAUGGACCAAUCUGAGGUGUCUUCAGAAAAUUGGGUUGAACUUUGGCCUAAAUCAGGAAUAGAAGUUAACUCAUUCGCAUUAUCAUCAAUUAACCGUAAAUGCCCAUCUAAAAUGAUAUCGGAUCUUAUGAUUAUUUUAUUCACUGACGAUGAGCUACGCAAUGGAUCGGUUACUGGCAAAAAAAGUAAUUUCAUAAAAAGUGGAGAACUAAAAAAACAGCUUGAUGUCCACAAAGUAAAGGCAAUGAAAGAUUUUACACAAGAUAUUUUCAGAGAUGUUACAGUUGAAAUUAUAAACAAAGCUAUAAGAACAAAACUAAAUAAUUUUUCAAAGAAACCAAAAGCCCUAAAUUUCAAUGCUGGUUCAGCUACCAGGCUUACAAAUACCAUUUAA
Messenger RNA from Macrosiphum euphorbiae (potato aphid), 870 nucleotides. The record is from the annotation of a GenBank genome assembly. NCBI's taxonomy places the organism in Eukaryota, Metazoa, Arthropoda, Insecta, Hemiptera, Aphididae.